This is a messenger RNA of Eupeodes corollae, 4820 nucleotides long. It is a transcript of the gene ssh, whose product is annotated as protein phosphatase Slingshot. Lineage: Eukaryota; Metazoa; Arthropoda; Insecta; Diptera; Syrphidae. The transcript is spliced from 8 exons. The record is from RefSeq and is a predicted model, not a curated record. Gene Ontology annotation, biological process: protein dephosphorylation; actin cytoskeleton organization; negative regulation of actin filament polymerization. Gene Ontology annotation, molecular function: actin binding; protein tyrosine/serine/threonine phosphatase activity. The coding region runs from base 220 to 4263 and encodes 1347 amino acids. Gene Ontology annotation, cellular component: cytoplasm.
UAAAAAAUAUCAAACAUGGCGUCACAUUAAAAAUGUCUUCUUCUGUCUUCUCGUAGAAUUUUGUUAUUUGAUUCUGUAGAUUUAUUACAUUUCUUAUUUAUAAAAACGACGGUGUGUGUGCAUUUUAUAACAACAAAAUACCAAUAGAUUUAUUCAAAAACACAACAAAUAACCAAAAAAUGAAUAAGUUUCUAAGUUAAAUCGAGUGCAAUCGCAAGAAUGGCAUUGGUGACAGUGCAAAGAUCGCCUAGUAGUGUUACUGGUUCUCCACAAUGUUCCAACUCGGAUGGCGAGGCCGACGAAGAGGAUGGUGUCAAAUAUGAAAGAAGUGAGUGCUUCUUUGCUGGUAAAGGCACGGCAUUGGUAUUGGCCCUCAAAGAUAUUCCCCAAUAUGCCGAGCGUCGGCUGAGUACUGAUUCAACAAGGUCAACCAAUAGUACCCAAAGCAAUAAUUCAGAUAUUCAACAGCAUUUGCAGUCCAUGUUUAAUCUCCUUAGACAUGAAGAAACUCUUAAAAUGGCUGUUAAACUGGAAUCCCAGCGACCUAACCGUACGCGAUAUCUAGUAAUUGCAUCUCGAUGUUGUUUGCGAAACGGUUCCGAGAAAAAACCUCGAAUAGGAUCUCGGUGUCAAUCAAAAUGUGGCAAGCAACAAAUAAACGAUACUAAAACACAUGAUCAUCACCUUCAUUCACAACAUCAGAAUCAGAGUACCAAUGAAAACAAGCAGCAGCAACAGCAACAGCAGCAGCAACAACAACAACAACAAGAGUUGAAUCCUUCUCUAGAGGCGGAUGAAUUGUUGGACAAAAGACGGGCCGCCAUGAGCAAUCAAUUGCUCUCGACAAACCGUUGUUCAAAAUCCGAUUCGGAUAAAUAUGAAUCUUGUGCAGAGGAUAUAGAAGAAUCUUGCUUAUUAGGCAUAGACUGCAAUGAGAACACCACUAUUGGUCUGGUUGUUCCAAUACUCGCCGAUACAACAAUUCAUUUAGAUGGUGACGGGGGAUUUAGUGUAAGUGUUUUUGGGAAAACACAUAUUUUUAAACCAGUUUCUGUUCAAGCAAUGUGGUCGGCGUUACAAACGCUUCAUAAAGUAUGUCAAAAGGCUCGUGAGAAUAAUUUUUAUCCGGGUGGACCAUCGCAUGAUUGGUUGUCAAAUUAUGAACGUCGUGUUGAGUCCGAACAGUCAUGUUUAAAUGAGUGGAAUGCCAUGGAUUCUAUAGAAAGUAGACGUCCCCCAUCGCCUGAUGCCAUAAGAAAUAAACCCAGAGAAAAGGAGGAAACACAACGUGUUAUAAAGAUGAAACUCAAAGAAAUCAUGAUGUCUGUUGAUUUAGAUGAGGUUACAUCGAAAUACAUUCGGGGCCGUCUGGAAGAUCAACUGGACAUGGACUUGGGCGAAUACAAAUCUUUUAUUGACGAAGAAAUGCUCAUUAUUCUUGGUCAAAUGGAUGCACCCACAGAAAUCUUUGAACACGUUUACCUUGGAUCCGAAUGGAAUGCUAGUAAUUUGGAGGAAUUACAAAGAAAUGGAGUUCGACAUAUAUUGAAUGUUACCCGUGAAAUUGAUAAUUUUUUCCCUGGCAUGUUCGACUACUUCAAUGUCCGUGUGUAUGAUGAUGAGAAAACCAAUUUAUUAAAGCAUUGGGAUAACACAUUUAAAUACAUAACGCGUGCAAAAUCGGAAGGCUCAAAAGUACUUGUCCAUUGUAAGAUGGGCGUUAGUCGAUCGGCAUCGGUGGUAAUCGCGUACGCCAUGAAAGCAUAUAACUGGGAGUUCCAUCACGCUUUGCAGCAUGUCAAGGAACGCCGCAGUUGCAUUAAACCAAAUAAAAAUUUCCUUUCGCAAUUGGAAACCUAUCGAGGGAUGUUAGAUGCUAUGAAAAACAAGGAAAAAUUGCAACGCAGCAAGAGUGAGACGAAUUUGAAAAGCACAAAAGAUGCCAGACUACUACCGGGCAGCGAACCUACACCACUCAUUCAAGCCUUGAAUCAAUCCAAAAAAUCGGCUAACGAAAAGCAACGUAAAUUGCUUAGACGCUCCAGUAGCACAUCACCAAAAAGCAUUCAAAGCGCCAUCGUUGUGAAACAACAAAGUCAAUCGCUGGAGAAUCUCACUCCGGAGCGCAGUGUGGCCGAUGAGCCAAAGAACGUUCGAUUUCCCGGUAGCAAUGGAGAAAAUUACAGCGUCACACAAAACCAGGUUUUGCAUAUACAAAAGAAUACUCCCACAACAUCGGUUAAAACAAUUAUCGAUGGUCUAGAAUCGAAUGACAAGAAAACUGCAGACGACAGGAAAUCUCUCAACUUACAAAUUGGUCGUUCCAUUUCUGUGGAAGGAAGUGGCGGCGGGAGUCGAGCAAACGCGGAGAAUACUGAUGAAGUGCUUAUAAGUAGUAAAAAUCUUGGUAGCCCUGUGUGGACCUCUUCGGCCAAACUCAUCACUCAGACGUCGAAUAUCCAAUCAGCAGUGAACGAUGGUGCAUCCACAACAAGAGUAAUCCACCGGAAUUCAGGCCGUCAUCUCCAUCGUCGAGAGACUGGCGAUUUGUUCUCAUCGCAUGUUGACAGUGUGUUUGAGAAGGAAGAGCCAAGGCAGACACGCAAAACGCACUCAUGGGCUCCCAACAGUGUUGUAAUAGAUCCAUGCAUAUCGUCAAGACAAAGCUCUAACAGCAGUGUGGAUUCGACAAUUUAUGUGAGCUUUCCAAGUGAACGACGUGAACUUCCCUCACGUCAUUCUUCCUGGGGUUCGGGCGACAACCGUGUAUUGCCAUCGAGGAACAGUUCGUGGGGUUCGUACGACACCAACCGAAAUACAUUUCACCAUUCUGCUAUUUUUGAGGGUCAAAUUCAAAAUCUGUCUAACAAGACUGCCAAAAAGGACGACAUUGCAUGCAAUACAGGGACGGUUAAGAGGACAAAACAAAAACUCGAGGAGUGCACAGUAUUAAAGAAACGAUGUCAGGACAAUACAAAACAACAACAACAGCAUCCGAAUCCUCAGCAGCAGCAAUGCCAAACGCAAACCACCAAUCCGACAAACUGUACGACGACAUUGACGACAACAAUUACCACGACCAGCGGUAGCAUUAUGCUUAAUCCACCAUCAUCAGCUAAUAGAUCUUUAAGUAGCAGUAGUUGUAGUAGCAAUAGUAAAAGAAACUCGAAUUUAUUCCGUAGUCAAUCUGCCACCUCGCGACAGCGUUAUCAUCCAAAUCGUUGCAACAGCGAAGAAAUAAUCCUUUCCGAUGCUGGUGGUUGUGGUGGUGGUACUGACGUGCCCCAGGAAUUAUCUGCUUCGGCUCCGGAUUCAUACACAAUGAGCAGUGACAUGGAGAGUGUCGUUUCAGAUGUCUCUAAUCGAAGUUCAACAAAGGAAGACACCACCGCCAUCGACGAAAAGAUUUCCGGAAAUGUACAAACUCUAAAGAAAAGCUUUGAAGCCAAAGCUACUUCUGGUACAGGGCCAAUGAAGGGUCAAUCGUUGCCAUCAUCGCCUGUAGCGCAACACUCGAGCGAUCACGCCACAAGUGAUGCCAGUAAUCAGGACACCACCACCGCUCCAGCAGUCGCUGAUAACUCGCUUACUAGUUCUUUAGUUGUUGAAGCGGUGGUAGCCACAACUACAUCGUCGCCCAGCUCAAUUCACCUAAGCAGCACUAGCAUUAUAACUAGGGAAUCCAAAGAUCGAAAUGUUAAAGGUUUAGUGAACAAAUAUCAAUCAAGCAGAUCUCAUUCGAAUCCACACCACCAUCACCACCAGCAUCAGCAUCAGCACCAGCACCAGCACACACCAUCGUCAUCAAUACCGCCAUCGUCGGCAACAAACACAACGGCAAACAGUGGAAGUGGCGGCGUAGUCGGAGCAGGAAGCGGAGCUGGAGGUGGAGGUACACUACCGUACAAAGCUCGUCCUCGUUCCUAUUACGAAAAUCGAAGUUACUGCUCAUCGGCAACAUCAACAAUGGCCGCCACCCCGCAUCAUCACCAUUUCAAAGAGCCUGGUUCUAUCGGUGGAAAAGUGCACCAUGACUACACAAAUGCAAGGCCUCCGGUACCCCCGUCGACCAGAAAUCAUUCAACCCACACCCAUACCGACACCACCACACCCACACACCACACAACCAUGACAGAUAGCAUUUUAACUCAAAACCUGAGCUGCAACUAUCGACGAGUGCAACAACACGGCAAAACUCAUCCUCUCGCUAGACUUAGUUUACCAAAGCAACGCUUCAACGCAGCCGCUUAUAAUACAAUGUGAACGUGAAGCCAAAAAUAAUUUCAGUAUGUCUUCACUUCAAAUACAUCGAGUGAGGUUACAAAAACAACAAAAACUCAAACGCGACAAACACGCUUAUUGUUUGACAAAAUUGAUUAUCUGACUUCUCUCUCGCUACUGCAACUGCAACUGCUGCCUUUUCGCAUUGCUCUCCAUUAUUUUACUCUUCACUCGCGUUGCGCAUCCUAUCCCUUGCCCACCCUCUCCUAUUUUUUUCUAUAAUAUAUUAUAUACAUACAUAAAUAUCCCACAUACCCUAUGUAAAUGUAUAACAUUGAUUUGUUUACUCUUAAUAUUAUAUAAAACAAAAACAAUUAAUUAUUAUUAUAUUUUAAAUUCAACCUCUAGCGCUUACCUAAUUGUAAGAAAAUUAUUAAAAGAAAAGAAAACAAAACAACAACAAAACAACAAAAAGCAAAAGCAAACAAACAACAAAAACAUACUUGUAUAUAUUGUAACAUUUUCUAUUUUUAUGUUUGUAUAAUGAAACCAAUGGUUUUAAUUAAAAACUCCAACUGAAAACAAGAACAUACAACAAA